Messenger RNA from Clonostachys rhizophaga, 2133 nucleotides. The record is from the annotation of a GenBank genome assembly. NCBI's taxonomy places the organism in Eukaryota, Fungi, Ascomycota, Sordariomycetes, Hypocreales, Bionectriaceae.
AUGCAUAACCGGCUAGACGAUGCGAGUGAAUACUCACGUCGCUUCCCACCCCAAAACGCCGAGACCGAUAUCGCUCUCGGGGAGGCAUCAUGGUACGAUGACGCUCGACAGUCGAAGCUACCACCCGCGCCCAAGGGCAAGGCUUCCGAUUCACAGUAUGAUGUUUUAGAGCAGUGUCGCGAGGUGAGAGACGAUGAGGAACCGGAGGCUCCGCUGGUGAGAUAUAGACCGGGGAUCGAUACUUUCAUAGCCGACUUUUUCGCCUUGACUGUGCCCAUCGCAUUCUUGAUUUUCGUGAUCAUUCUAGUAUCCAAGAGUGGCCAUAAAGCCGAUGUCGCGAGUAUCCAGCAGUGGAAGGAUGCAGCUUACGUUCUAUCGACAUUAUUUCCACUCUUGUUUGCCGCCAUUGUCGGUCGCCUCAUGACCCAAGCCGCCCGAUGCAAGCUCGAAAAUGGCAGUACGAUCGAAACCCUGGAACAGCUGAUGGGAAGCAGAACCGUCGGGGGCGUCUUCGUCACACAGUUCCAGCUGAGGGCUCUCAACAUCCUUGGUUUGUCGCUCCUGCUGCUGUGGUGCAUUUCACCCUUGGGCGCGCAGUCAAUACUUCGCCUGGUGGAAGUAGGAAAUGCCGCGGAAACAGCGUCACGACCCAUGAUGUACUUCGACACGCUGGGCUCAAGUCCAUCAGACAACGAACUCCCUCCGUUCCGAGAGCACGAGGCAUCGGUACAGAACGCGACGUUUGACAGGAUCAAUGCUCUAUACAACAGUGUGAUUCUCGCCCCUCUCACGAUCAAGAACAACACCAUGGACAUGUGGGGGAAUGUCAAGAUCCCAUUUCUAAGCUCAUUGGAGAAGUCUAGCGACGACGAAUGGCAGAGCAAUGAGCCUGGGACUGAAAUACUGUACUCUUCUUUGGUUGGUCUGCCAGUGCUCAACAUUUCCUCCGGAAAUACAACCUUUGAAACAGAGUCGACGUAUAUCGAACUCGACUGUGCCGCCAUGGAGAAUCUGAGGACAUCGGGUUCUAUCGAACGAAAACCAUACAACUCUACAUGGCUUGGAAGGCUCGCAAGCUCGUCGGCAGACCCCUCUCCCAACGGGACAUUCCAAGGCUUCCGUCUUGGGGGGAAUGGUUCCAUCUACAACGAGGCCGCCUGGACCUUUGCCAUUGAUCGGUUCAUCAACCACGAUUGGCUAUAUACAACAGAAACCAGAGGAAUGUCCACCAAUUAUCAGACAAACGCGAGUCUACAGAGAUUGAGAAUGUUUGAGAAUGAGACGGGCGUCGAAGCCGGGCCUACGACCCUCAUGCUCGAGGCCUACAUCUCAUCUGCUCUCACACAGCCAUUGACGUACUUGGGAACAUCCUGCGACGUGAAGCAGAAGUAUGUCACCUCACAAAUCACCUGUUCAAAGCUGGAGCAGGUCGACCAGCAAAAUUGCAGCGUCACUGCCCAGCGUCCUUCCCGCACCUACAAGAUGCCAGAAUCCUUGAACAUACUCAACUUUCCCGAGGCUAUGUACAUAGUGUCCAAAUUCUGGCCGGUAUCUUCGGGGCAGAAUGUAGCUAGGAUUGGUGUCUACGAUAUCACACUACAAUACCUGGCGGACCCGACGCUGAAUACCACCGCGUACAACAUGUCCAGCGUUGACGCAAAGACGUUGAGCUAUCGCCUAAGCCAGGUGUUGAACACUUUCAUUCAAAUCGCCUCCAUGGACGUCAACGCACUCCGGCUCGGCGACUCGGGAUCCACGUACCUGGAGAAGAAUCAGACGGCCAGCGCGGAGGUAGACAGCCCAGUGAACGUCUUCUUCAUCCCCAAACUGUGGGCGGCUUUCUGCAUCGCGUCGGGUCUCAUCCUACUCAUCACUGGCGUCGCGAGCGUCUUCUUCGUGCAUUGGGCGGUCGGGCCAGAGGUGCUGGGGUACGCCACGACCGCGCUGCGCAACAAUCCGCUGGUGAGCGUGCCGGAGAGCGCGAUGAAGAUGGAUGGGAUAGAGCUCGCCGUGCAGCUGCGGCAGAGACGCGUGCGCUUCGGGUUUGCGGGCACCGGGAGCACGGGCGGGAGUGUGGUUGGCGUGAGCGACGAGAACCUCACGGACAGAUUUAGAGACAUGAUGAAGCGAUGA